AUGAUUGAAGUGAUAAGGCAUACAUCAGAUUUCAAGCAGUUUGCUUCGCCCUUCUAUAUGGAUUCGUCUGCAAUUAUUCCAGAAGCUCUGUAUGCAGCUACCGCUGCUGUUACACAAACGGUCCCGAGUAAUGUGGUUGCUGCAGCAGCAAAUGCUUUAAUGCAGAUCCCGCCGAGAAACGACCAGGAAUUGGAGGAUGCCAAAACAAAAACAAAACGACUACUAAAGAAACCGAAACAUGGAAGUAAGUUGAUAUGA
This is a messenger RNA of Gongylonema pulchrum, 258 nucleotides long. The record is from the annotation of a GenBank genome assembly. Lineage: Eukaryota; Metazoa; Nematoda; Chromadorea; Rhabditida; Gongylonematidae.